CCGCUCCCGCUUCCAAACAGCAGCGCACCGUCACAAACCCCCUCGCCGGGUCCCCGAGAACGGCCGCCACCCUCCCCGCCGCCUCCAUGCCGUCCCCGUCUUCCUCCUCCUCUCCCCACCGGAAGCUUCUCCAUUCCCUGAUCUACUGGGCGGUACAGCGGUGCCGGAUGUCGGAGUCGCCGUGCCGGCUCACGGUCUCCCUCAAGAGCCCCUCGGACCCCGCCGCCUCCACGCCCCUGCGCGUCUCCGUUUCCGACACUGGAGUUGGGAGCAAGCUGGAGGAGUUCCUGGAGCUGGAUGCCCUGGCGCGUGAGACCCCCGUCGAGAAAUGGGAUGGCACCCUCUUAAUCACAACUACUGGAAUCAAUGACAAAGCUAUUUAUCAUUAUCAAUUCAAUCUUCAAGAAGAAACAUCUUCAAGUGCAAGAUUCAGCAAGCUGGCGACCACAUACAAGAAUAGUGCAACUUUCAGUGGAACUGAAGUCUGCAUUUGUCUUUCAAAUGAAGCUGACCUUGAUGAAUUCAUAUUAUGGCUAACUGGCUUUGUACGUAAGAUAUUUGUGCUAAGAGCAGCUGACUUAGCAAUUGAGCUCGCCGUGGAGCAAACAGGAACUACUGGAUCAAGAAAUGUUUGUCUUCCACAUGAUUCUGAUGAUGCCUAUCUUUCUAUUGCCACCCCAAAUAUUGAGUGUCUAGUUUCUGGCCUUAAAGAUUACGCCCUCUCACAUGGAAACACUUGUGAAAAGUGUGAUGCUUGCUGUAUGAAUAGAGAUCGUCUGAAGGUUGGAACUGGAUCAGCCAAGAUUGUAGACAGAAGAAGAGAUAAAGGGUUACUUGUCGAAGUUGUCAUAAUGAUUGCACAUACAGUAACUGAUUUGACUUGUUGGAUGGUUAACUGUUCAUCCUCUCAGGUUUUGCAUUUUGAAGACUUCAUACCCUGUACCAUAUCACAGUCAUCCUUCAAUGUUCUCAUGAGCAUGGACUGGCAAAGCUACGGUUUCAAGCUAAAAGGAGGUUUCAUGGAUGAUGAAGGAAAUGCUGUGCUUCAGUGGGAUAACCUUACAUUUGCUCGUGUUGAUAUUGCCAUUCACACUUACCAUGGAGUAGUGCAAGAAUGGCAGAGAUCUGAACCAGAUAAAUAUCUUGUGAGGAAGGCACUUAAGUCUGCAUUGUGUCGCUUGAAAGAAGAUCAUGCAGGAGACUUUCUCAGUUGUCAUGGAAAGAAAAUCCGCGAAUAUGUUCCCGACCUUGCAGAAUCGAUCGCUGGUCUAAUCUCGUCAUCCAAUGACCAAGAGUUCCAAGAUGAAUGCUUCACGCUUCUCGGCCUGGGCUCCGACCAAGACAUCUCUGAAGGGGCGGUCAGAUCCUGCAUCAGCGACAAGAUGGCCCGUAUCAUCGAGAUGAACGACACCAAGGAGAAUGUUGUGGAGAGCACGCCUUAUCUGUUCGAGUGCGAGAAGUUGGAUGAAGAUAGCGAACAGCUGGAUGAGGAAGAUGGAGAUGAGGAUAUGGUUUCCGAUUACUAGCAUUGUGGUUCCAAUUUACUAGAAAGUAUGAACUGUCAUGUUCACUCACUCCACAUUGAGCAACACCUUGUUUAAAACAAUUCAAAAUAGAAAACGAAGAGUUGUUUUU
Molecule: messenger RNA, 1635 nt
Organism: Lolium rigidum
Lineage: Eukaryota; Viridiplantae; Streptophyta; Magnoliopsida; Poales; Poaceae
Product: type 2 DNA topoisomerase 6 subunit B-like
Exons: 12
Coding region: 87-1526 (479 amino acids)
Biological process (GO): meiotic DNA double-strand break formation; reciprocal meiotic recombination
Cellular component (GO): condensed chromosome
Molecular function (GO): protein-macromolecule adaptor activity
Source: RefSeq, a predicted model, not a curated record